AUGGCUCACCCGGUUUUCUCGGUCUUGAUCGAGGUCGAGGACGAUAAUUCAUCGCCUGCCUCUUCUCCCGAUCAAUACAUCGAGGUGCCUGAUAUCUCGUCCGAGGAAAUAAUUACGCCCGCCGAGGCAUACGAUAGCGAAUUGAUCAGUCAGUAUUCCCCCGAAAGAUUGAGGUUUAUCCAGGAUUGCUCGAAGAAAACGAGGUCGAAAUGUGGAGUUGAGGUAUUCAAGAACAUGGUUCUUGAUCGACCGGUUUCGAGAGACUGUUGCAAAGAUCUGUUGAACAUCGGACAAGACUGCCAUCUGGUUUUGGUUCAGUUUAUUUUCUCGACAUAUGAGGUGAAACACACCCCUUCAUUGACGGUCGCAAGGAGCAAGCAGACGUGGAACACGUGUGUUAAGAUGGUCGGAGAUGAGAUGGGUGCUCCUGUGUCUUUGGAGACCUGAUUUUGG
Molecule: messenger RNA, 453 nt
Organism: Tarenaya hassleriana
Lineage: Eukaryota; Viridiplantae; Streptophyta; Magnoliopsida; Brassicales; Cleomaceae
Exons: 1
Coding region: 1-447 (148 amino acids)
Source: RefSeq, a predicted model, not a curated record